Messenger RNA from Tilletiopsis washingtonensis, 2208 nucleotides. RefSeq names its product DNA mismatch repair protein MutL. The transcript is spliced from 15 exons. Gene Ontology annotation, cellular component: MutLalpha complex. Gene Ontology annotation, molecular function: ATP binding; ATP-dependent DNA damage sensor activity; ATP hydrolysis activity. Gene Ontology annotation, biological process: mismatch repair. The record is from RefSeq and is a predicted model, not a curated record. The coding region runs from base 1 to 2208 and encodes 735 amino acids. Lineage: Eukaryota; Fungi; Basidiomycota; Exobasidiomycetes; Entylomatales.
AUGGCGAGCUCCUCGGUCGUCGGCGAGCGGCGCUCGGCCUCGCCGACGCAGGCGCAGCAGCCCGAGGAGCCGCUCGAUGCUCAGCUUGAGGAGCGGGUGCAGCACCUCGUGCGCCAGCCCAUCCAGCGUCUCGACGAGGCGGUUGUCAACCGCAUCGCUGCCGGCGAGAUCAUCCAUCGGCCGGCCAACGCGCUCAAGGAGCUCAUCGAGAACAGUCUCGACGCCGGCGCCACGCUCAUCAAGAUCACGCUCAAGGAAGGCGGCCUCAAGUCGCUGCAGAUCCAGGACAAUGGCUGCGGCGUCAGAGAGUCCGACCUGCCGCUGCUGGCGGAGCGCUUCGCCACGUCCAAGCUGCGCAACUUCGAUGAUCUCUCGCGCAUGUCCACCUUUGGCUUUCGCGGCGAGGCACUGGCCAGCAUCAGCUACGUGAGCGCCUCAAUGCGCGUCGUCAGCAAGACGAAGGACGCUGCGUGUGCCUACCAGGCGUCGUAUGCAUGCGGCGCACUCGUGCCGCCCAAGCCCGGCCAGUCCUCUGCGCCGCGGCCAUGCGCAGGCACAGACGGCACGCUCAUCACGGCCGAGGAUCUCUUCUUCAACGUGCCGCAGCGCCUGCGCGCCCUCAAGAGCGCCACGGAGGAGUACAACCGCGCCCUCGACGUGGCGGCCAAGUAUGCGCUGCACUACGGCGGACGAGGCGUUGGGUUCGUCUGUCGCAAGGCCUCUUCGAAUGUCGCCGAUCUCAGCACGCCCGCCUCUCCUUCGACCAAGACGAUCGACGCCAUCCGUGCUCUGCACGGCAGUGCGGUCUCGCGCGAGCUGCUGCACCUCACGCCGCUGCGCAAUGAGCGCCUCGGCUUCUCCGUCGAGGGCUACAUCAGCGGAGCCAAUUGGAGCGCCAAGAAGACGACGUUCCUGUGCUUCAUCAACGAUCGUCUGGUGGACUGCCCGGGUCUCAAGAAGUCAUUCGAGGCGCUCUACUCGGCUUUCCUGCCGCGCGGUGGCCACCCGUGGCUGUACAUCGCUCUCAAGAUCGCGCCAGAGAAGGUCGACGUCAAUGUGCACCCGACAAAGAGCGAGGUGCACUUCCUGGACGAGGAGGACGUCAUCGAGGAGGUCUGCGCACACGCACAGGACGUGCUCUCGGGCUCCAACUCCAGCCGCACCUUCGAGUUCAGCCAAGCCACGUUGCCGGGAGCGCCGCCGCCCGAGACCGCAAAAGGCAAGGCUCGUGAGACGCAAACAGGGCCGAUGUCGACGCAGAAGGGCUAUCCUCAGCACCAGGUCCGCACCGACGCCUCUUCCCGUACGCUGCAGGCGAUGGGCUUCACUGCAACGCGGCGAGAGGACAACACAGAAGUGCUAGAGGAGGCAGGAAGCGACGACCAGCCGCGUGCCGAGGGCUCGAAGAGCAAUGGCGCUGCAAAAGUGCCUGAAAGCGAAUGCCUGUUGACGAGCGUGCGCGAGCUGCGCCGAGAAGCGGUCAAGUCGCGCCACAAUGGGCUGAGCGAGGUGCUCCGAGGGCACGCCUUCGUCGGCGUUGUGGAUCUCGACAUGGGUCUGUCGCUCGUGCAGCACGAGACGAAGCUGUACCUCGUCAACCACGCUGCCAUCAUCGAGGAGUUCGCAUACCAGCUCGUGCUUCGCCAGUUCGGCAGCUUAGGUCGCUUCCGUCUCGAGCCGCCACCAAGCAUCCGAGACCUCAUUCGGAUAGGCGUCGAGGCCGAGCCCGAUGCUGACGAGGCGGGCAUGAGCGUUGACGACAUCGUUGAGCGCAUCGCGCUGCUGCUGAUCGCGCGCGCCGAGAUGCUCGACGAGUACUUCUCUCUGCGUAUCGAUGCAGACUCGGGCACGCUGCACACCAUCCCGUCUGUGCUCUCCUCGCGUGCACCCUUGGCGCUCGACCGACUGCCGACGCUACUCUUGCGCCUCGGCCCGCAAGUGGACUGGACAGACGAGAAGGAGUGCUUCCGCAGCAUCGCGAGGGAGAUCGCCUUUGCUCACGUUCCGCCUUCGGCCGGCAACGAGGCGCGCGACUCGCUUGACGGCAUCGAGCAGGAAGCGCGGGCCGAGGAGCACUUCAAUGUCCAGCACGUCUGGUUCAGCGCCAUGCGCCGUGUGCCCUGGGUGGCGCCGAAGCAGCUGCUCGAGCGCGACGUCGUACAAGUCGCAUCGCUUCCUGACCUAUACCGCGUCUUCGAGCGAUGCUAG